Molecule: messenger RNA, 1978 nt
Organism: Neurospora tetraspora
Lineage: Eukaryota; Fungi; Ascomycota; Sordariomycetes; Sordariales; Sordariaceae
Product: cytochrome P450
Exons: 2
Coding region: 185-1822 (545 amino acids)
Molecular function (GO): oxidoreductase activity, acting on paired donors, with incorporation or reduction of molecular oxygen; monooxygenase activity; heme binding
Source: RefSeq, a predicted model, not a curated record
AGUGACGUGCCUUGUACGCUUUGACAAGAAACACCAAUCCGCGUCGACCUCGAUCCUCGUCAACUUCUUGUCCCUGUUUCAUCGCGAACCAAGAAUAAGCAAACAUGGCGCCAACGACAACCGAACCUCUUGGGCACGACCAAAACAUCUUCUUCCAAAUGACAAUCCAAGCACGAUAGACACAAUGGCGACCACCAGUCUGAGCUCGCACCUCCUCGAGUCGCUGCUGGCCAGCUUGACUCCGGGUCGCAUCACGGCGCUUGUCAUCCUCUUCACCAUCGCAAGUUUUGCCAUCGAUUCGACCAAGAAGCCAACGUAUCCCAAAUCGCUACCUCGAGUUGGCUACAGUGGAGGAAUUCGCGCCACCAUCCGCAACUGGAUGAACCUCUCCAACUACCACAACUGGGUCCAAGAAGGCUACAACAAGUAUGGCAAACACGGCCGCUCCUUCGUCACUCCCGCUUCGCCCAGCCAGCCCGACGAGAUCAUCGUUCCUCGAGAACAGAUAGCCUGGAUGCUCGAACAGCCCGAGACGGUCCUUAACACCCAAGAAGCCCACAAAGAUGUCCUCUUCGGCGCCUACAACUUCUUCAAUGUCGACGACCACUUCCCUACCAAGGUGAUGCACAAGCACCUGGCCCGCAACCUCGUCGGUCUCCUCCCCGACAUCCAACAAGAAGUAGCCGACUCCAUCGACAUUGCCUUUGGCACCGACACCGAGAACUGGAACACCCUCAACCUCUGGGAAGCUCUUCUGGCCAUCGUCCCCCGUAUCAUGAACCGCCUAGCCGUCGGCCUGCCUCUCUGUCACAACCAAGCCUUCCUCUCGAGCCAAGUCGGAUUCGCCGACGACGUCUUCCGCAACUGUCUCAUCCUGACGCUCUUCCCGACGGUCCUGCACCCGCUCGUCGGCCGUCUCGUCACCCUGCCCAACUGGUACCACUUCCACCAAGGCUACCGCCUCCUCAAGCCCGUCAUCGAGCAGCGCCUCCGGGACUUUGAGCGCUUCGAAUCCGGCGAAUCGCAAACACCACCAGAAGAAUCCCUCAUCACCUGGCUCAUCCGCCAAGCCAAAGCCGACAACCUCCCGCACGAACAGACGCCCUACAUGAUUGCCAUGCGUCUCCUGCCCAUCGAGUUCGCCGCCAUCCACACCACCGUCAUCACCCUGCACGCUUUAUUUCUCGACUUGCUCGCCUCCGAUCCAGCCAAGAACUACCUGUCCGUCUUGCGCGAGGAAACCAGCACCGUUUUGCAGUCUGAACCCAAUGGCAUCUGGACCAAAAACGGCCUUGCCCGGUUAUACCGCACCGACUCGGCCAUCCGCGAAAGCAUGCGUCUGUCGACCUUCAGCACGGGCUUGACUCACCGCAAGGUGGUAGCAAAGGAAGGGAUCACCAACCCGUUUGAGGGGUGGCACGCCCCCUAUGGAGCGAUCCUGAUGGCGAACAUGAGCGUGCAGCAUGACCCGGAGAUUUACGAGAAUCCGCAGACGUACGACGCGUUGAGGUUCUCGAGGGUGAGGGAGGAGUAUGAGGCUCGCUCGGAGGAAGAGAAGGGGGAUACAGAGGAGGCGUUGAGGAUCAAGAGGUUGGGGUUGGUGGCUACUAGUAGUGAGCAUUUGCCUUUUAGUCAUGGGAGGCGUGCGUGCCCCGGCCGUUUCUUCGUAGCCCACGAAGUCAAAAUGAUGCUAGCCCACAUCCUCCAAAACUACGACAUCAAGCCCAUCGCCAACAGGCCGCCGCCGACGUGGGUGGCGCAUACCAUCAUCCCGGCGCUGGACGUCAAGAUUGAGGUUAGGCGGCGGCGGAGGAAGGAUUGAUGUGAUGGUCCUGCCGUUUUGAUUGAUGUAAAAGUCUUACUCUGUUUUUUUUUUUUUUUGGAUGUCUGAUUGUUGGUUCUCUCUUGGAUACUUGGAUAUUUGGAUCUCGGGCGAUAUGAAGGGACAUGAAGGGACAUGAAGGGACAUGAAGUGACA